Aspergillus calidoustus is the source of this 1170-nucleotide messenger RNA. NCBI's taxonomy places the organism in Eukaryota, Fungi, Ascomycota, Eurotiomycetes, Eurotiales, Aspergillaceae. The record is from the annotation of a GenBank genome assembly.
AUGCCAUCCAUUGAUCGGAAAUGCUCACUUUCGUCUUGUGGUAGACCGGCACCGAACGUGGAUGAUGUGCUGAGCUUUGUCCUUUUGGCGUGCGUCGCAGGGCAGGACUCCAAAAAGGAGUGCAUGAAGUGGUGGAAGAAGGCUGUACUUCUUACAAAAAAACUUGGCCUUAACUCAGAAGAACGAAUCAUGGAGCAUACAUCAUCACAGCGCAGUCUACUGGCGGCUCGAGAAGAUCAAGAGGAAUGUCGAAGAACCUUCUGGCUGGUGUACGCACUGGAUAGACACCUAGCCCUUCGUUUUAAUGAGCCAUUGCACAUCCAUGACUCUGACUGUCAAGUCCUGAUUCCGUUGCCAGAAUGGGUUUGGCAGAAUUUUGACACCAUUCCAGUGGAAGGGCUGCCUUACAGGCUCUAUGGUCCGCCCAUGCACAUUUUAGGCGCUGGGUUUUUCGAAUCCUUCCUUCCCCUUAUGGCAACAUUGGGCUGUAUUAUCAAUCUUCGCUUAGGACGAAGUUUCGACAAGGUACAUCUAGCCACAUGCAUCAAAAAGGCGCUCAGCCGCCAUGAAGAAAACCUCGAGAACUUGCGCCUCGCACAGAAUCCUGACGCGACGAUAAUCUCCGCCAGGUCGCCUCAUGUUUCGUCAGUCUUACCAUUACUGUGUGGUACUUUCAGCAACCUCUCACAACCGAUAUUCCCACGUGAGGAUAGGAUGGACUUGGUGAUCGUGUAUUGCGAGUGCAUAGUUCAUGUUCUGCACGUUCUUCUUUACAGGACAUGGGAUGCAACUGCAAUGUGGACCGCACAGGAUUACGGUAGCUGGACCACGUCGUCUGAAGAGCUCGCAUGCGCAGCACGCUCCAUGGCAGCAGCGGAAUCCGUCGCACAGAUUUUGGAAUUGGACAAGGACCUAUUAUUUCUGCCAUUUAUGGUCCCCAUAUAUCUCUUCCACGGGAGCUUGAGCUUUCUAACGCUCAGUGAUCCCAGAGUCCUAAAUCCCUCCGAGCGAGAGGCCUGUGAGGUUAUGAUCCGUGCGCAUGAGGUGUCAUUGAUGACAUUCAAAACAUCUUUUCAGCAUGGUCUAUGUCGAGAGCUUCGGUCCAUGCUUUACAGCGCUCAAAACGAGGCACUGCUAGAUGAUUCUGACUUGGAAACGCUGAUGUCAUGA